UUUAACGUCAAAACAGUCUGAAACGAGUUGACAGUUAAUUUUGACAGUUCUUUUCGUUUCGGCGAGUGUCUGUAGAGAUCACAAUGGCAAAACCAAAGGGAGAAAGGAAGGGUAAAUCUGCUAUUAACGAAGUAGUUACACGUGAAUACACUGUGAAUUUACAUAAACGGCUUCAUGGAGUUGGUUUUAAGAAACGGGCUCCACGAGCAAUCAAGGAAAUUCGCAAAUUUGCCGAAAAACAAAUGGGUACCCCUGAUGUUCGUGUCGACACUCGUUUAAACAAAUUUCUGUGGUCCAAGGGUGUAAGAAAUGUCCCCUUCCGUGUCCGCGUCAGGCUGUCGCGUAGACGCAAUGAUGAUGAAGACUCUGCACACAAACUGUUCACUCUUGUGACUUACGUGCCAGUCGCCUCAAUCAAGGGCUUGCAGACAGAGAAUGUUGAUGCUAGCCAAGAAUAAAUCUUAAUAUAAGGAUA
Molecule: messenger RNA, 475 nt
Organism: Papilio machaon (common yellow swallowtail)
Lineage: Eukaryota; Metazoa; Arthropoda; Insecta; Lepidoptera; Papilionidae
Gene: RpL31
Product: 60S ribosomal protein L31
Exons: 3
Coding region: 84-458 (124 amino acids)
Biological process (GO): cytoplasmic translation
Cellular component (GO): ribosome; cytosolic large ribosomal subunit
Molecular function (GO): structural constituent of ribosome
Source: RefSeq, a predicted model, not a curated record